GCGGCAAUCCUUGCACUCAUUGAUUAAAAAUGUCCAUUCUCAUACCGCAGUGUAUUAGCGAAAAGUUUUAAGCGCAUUGAUUGAAUCGAACAGAAGCCUUUUUUCCAGCUAGUGGCGUUAGUGGAAGAUUUAUGGUACUUUAAGAAACUUCGAAAAGGAGUUAAGCUCUGGUGAUGUUGAAGAUUGUUACUUAAUCUGGACUUGAAAGUUCGCCAAAAGUGUUUCGCUUAAUUGUAUUAAUUCCUCUAAACGUGGUAGACGUUAAACUUUGAGUUUCCAUCCAACUGAAAAGCAGAAAGUGUAUUUCGGCGCUAUUCAAACUUACAGCUCUGAUUCUGUGCUAAUAUGAAGAAUUUGUAUGUGUGGAAAAGUGAAUUUGUGUUGUGGUGAAUUGAAGUUAAAAAAUGUGGCUACCCCUGCAUAUUCUGUUAAGGUGCGACACGUGAACAACCCCAUAUGAGUAAAUCAGGAUGAUCGCCCCUGAGGUAACAGCACCUGGAAGUUGGUGAACCCUCACCGAAGGAUAACGACAAUCAUCAUGUCUUGGAUAUUAUACACUCUAGUCGGGCUUUUUCUUGCCCUGCACCAGGCCAAAUCUUCCGGAGUAUUCGAAUUGCGAUUGAAAUCAUUUGACAACGAAGCGGGCAAAGACGACUUGGGAAAGUGCUGUAGCGGAAAAUUGGGAGAAAAUUCCGAAUGUAGCGAUUACUGUCAUCCACGAUUUCGUGUUUGUCUCAAGGAAUAUCGAGUUAACAUCGACCCUACAUCGCCAUGCACAUUCGGAGACGUUACGACUUCUGUACUUGGACCAAAUUUCGAAAAUGACACGACCCAAGAUGGUUUUGAAAAUUCCAUUCGAUUUUCAUUUCCAUUCACGUGGCCGGGCACAUUUUCGUUAAUUGUCGAAGCAUGGCAUGGAAAUCUGACGUCAAAUUCAGGAGUGCUUAUUAGUCGGCUAAUGAGGCAGCGAUGGCUCGACGUAAGCGAAGAGUGGACCGAAGAUCUUCACAACUCGAAAUACUCCACGUUGAAGUUUGAGUAUCGCGUAACGUGCGAGCAGCAUUAUUACGGAAAGGGUUGCGAAAAUUUCUGCCGGCCGAGAGAUGAUAAUUUCGGGCAUUAUACCUGCUCUGCUGUGGGAGAUCGCGUUUGCUUAUCUGGCUGGACUGGCGAUUACUGCACCAAAGCUCGUUGUCUACCCGGUUGUGACGAACAGCAUGGUCAUUGCACUGUACCUAAUGAGUGCAAAUGCCAAUCGGGUUGGGAAGGCCCUUUAUGCAACGAAUGUCAACGUUAUCCCGGCUGCAUGCACGGUACGUGCGUGAAACCCUGGGAUUGCAUUUGCAACGAAGGUUGGGGCGGACUUUUUUGUAACCAAGAUCUCAAUUUCUGCACGAAUCACAAACCUUGCCGCAACGGAGGCACUUGCCGAAACACCGGACCAGGAAGCUAUACUUGCACAUGUCCCCCCGAGUUUACCGGCAGCGAAUGCGAAAUAGCAAUCAACGACUGCAGCACAAAACCCUGUCUUAACGGCGGCACAUGCAGCCCAAACGGCACCUACCACAUAUGCCUAUGUCCUCGAGGUUUCAAUGGACCCCAUUGCGGUACUGCGAUUCAAUCUUGUGAUGGAAAACCUUGCAAAAACGACGGAAUUUGCCUAGACACCGACAGAGGAUAUACGUGUAAAUGUAAGGCGGGGUUUGUUGGGGAUAACUGUGAGCAGCCCAUCAACCACUGCCUUCCAAAUCCUUGCCUAAAUAAUGGAUCCUGCGUUCACAAUGCUAACGGCUUCCGAUGCGCCUGUCCUUCGGGCUUUACGGGUCAUAGAUGUGAGACUAACAUAGACGAUUGCCAAGAUAACCCAUGUUUAAAUGGUGGGACGUGCGUCGAUAAAGUUAACGAAUUUUAUUGUCAGUGCGUGCCCGGGUUCGUCGGUUCUCUUUGCCAAACACGCGUAGACUAUUGCACCACCAAACCUUGUGCAAAUGGUGGAACUUGUAUAAAAUUGACGAACGACUAUAGGUGUAAGUGCGCCCCAGGUUUUACGGGUAAAGACUGUAGUGCAGAAUUAGACUUAUGUCAGUCACAACCGUGUCGGAACGGAGGUACGUGCGUGAAUCGUGUCCACGACUUUGAGUGCCAUUGUCCUGGCGGCUUCUUGGGUCGCACGUGUGAAAAAACUUUAUCCACUGUAGAUCAAUGUUCGGCGCAUCCCUGUCGAAACGGGGGAUCGUGUAUUAACGGCGACAGUGGUUUCGAAUGCCGAUGUUUACCGGGAUACUUGGGCCUUACGUGCGAAGAAAUCACUUCCAGCGUGUCCCCAAGCGCUCAAGUCUCGUCAAAAUCCCAGCUAACCACCGAGCAUGUUGUUGUGAUAGCAACUAUCUCCACGUUCGUGCCGUUCCUAGUACUGAUCGCCGUUGGAGUUAUUGUUUGCUUGAAGCAACGGCGAAAGAGAGAGAAGGCUCGUGCUGAUGAAGAGGCAAGGUUGCAAAACGAGCAGAACACCGCUCAUAGCAGCUUUUCCAAGAGUGGUGCGGCGAUGUCGACGGAGGCCCAUAUGAUAAAAAAUUCGUGGGGAAAGUGUACCAACAACGUGCUAAGCUCGAACUUACCGUCCCCAGAAGACUGUAUUACAUCUAGCAUAAGUGUUAGUGAUAAUGAAUGUUUCGCGAAACCUUUACACCAAGUGAUCGACGGACGUUCUGUGUAUACGCUGCAAAGAACACGAUCUCAAAAACAACUUAACACCGAAUCGGGUCAGCGUGCUUCAGUGCUACUCUCUGCCAAAAUGCACGAGCACGAGUACGAGCCUAUCAAGCGACUCUCCCUAAUGUCGAAUUCCUCGACCAUAUGCGGAGUUAACGACCCAUCGUUGUUGAAAAGGCCAAUGGAUAAAGAUCCCAGUGGCGUUUAUGUGAUAGAAGAACAUUUUCAUCGACCUGAUGCGAUAAACCAAGGUCUGAUUGCUACCGAGGUGUAGAGUGUAUGGAGGAGUGGAACGUAUGUGAUGUCGACCUCAACGGCAGUUAAUAGGAGCAAGUUGUACAGCUAUUUAUUACCGGCUUCCACUUGCUGCCGUUUAGGGCGCCUAUAGAAGUUAAUUUAUUUUUGCAUGUGUACUUAUUAUUAUUAGGUUCCCAAGGUCCAUUGUCCAGAUUAUAGCGCCAAAUUCGUGAUGCCGCUCUCGUAGCCGCCAAUACUAACAACCAGAUUUUUCUCUAAUGGCUCUAUGUGUAUAUGUAUAUAUUUCUUAGGGUUAUUUUCUUUCUCUUAAUAUUUUCUAUUUUUAUAUUUAUUUUGUUAGCCAUUAUUGGAGAGUACUGGUUGGUGCGAACCAAAGACUUUGACGUAUUCAAGAGUCUUGUCUUGCGAAUUUGGCGCAUGUUCCUUUUCUCAAGUAGAAUGUAACUAAUUUAACACAAUGAUUGUGUUUGUCUUUGUAAUAUGUGAUCAUUUGAAACAAACUAAGUCAGAACUGUCUAAAUGGGCGUUUCGCAGUAUUUUUAAGAUCUGUUAGCUACCUAACUUUUGGCUUGCGAUAGGUAAGCGAUUAAUCUUCUCGUCUCAACGAUGGGAAGACUAAUCACUCUUUGUGACCAGAAGCGACUGAUGUUAUAUGUAUAUUGGUAUCAGCCUUAGUAUUAGAUAAUAACGAAUGUCUUUGAGCAAAGAUAUCAUGUUCCUCUAGUUAUGCUAAGUCAUGUCAUUAUUGGUUCACAAGAACUGAAAUUCUCCUGUUCUUGUAAACUGAUCAUAUACUUGUUGUAUUAAUGAAUAACGUGAACAAGUUGAAUUUGAAGACUUAAUAAUCGUCAAAAGACCAUUUGUAAUAUAUUAUGUACAUUUAUAGUGAGAAGUAAUUGUAAACUUUAUGUCAAUA
Messenger RNA from Photinus pyralis (common eastern firefly), 3886 nucleotides. RefSeq names its product neurogenic locus protein delta-like. Lineage: Eukaryota; Metazoa; Arthropoda; Insecta; Coleoptera; Lampyridae. The record is from RefSeq and is a predicted model, not a curated record. The transcript is spliced from 8 exons. Gene Ontology annotation, biological process: Notch signaling pathway; cell communication; multicellular organism development. Gene Ontology annotation, molecular function: calcium ion binding; Notch binding. Gene Ontology annotation, cellular component: membrane. Bases 539 to 2986 code for a protein of 815 amino acids.